Molecule: messenger RNA, 839 nt
Organism: Triticum dicoccoides
Lineage: Eukaryota; Viridiplantae; Streptophyta; Magnoliopsida; Poales; Poaceae
Product: pathogenesis-related protein 1-like
Exons: 2
Coding region: 96-578 (160 amino acids)
Biological process (GO): defense response; abscisic acid-activated signaling pathway
Cellular component (GO): cytoplasm; nucleus
Molecular function (GO): protein phosphatase inhibitor activity; abscisic acid binding; signaling receptor activity
Source: RefSeq, a predicted model, not a curated record
AACAUACUACAAUUACUUUGCACUAGCAACACAACGCUCUGACUGAGCUCAUAGCGUUUGCACCUGCCCAUCUUAACUAGUUGAUCACCGCAGCAAUGGCCUCCACAAACAGCUGGACCCACGAGAUCGAGUCGUUGGUCGCGGCACCGCGCCUGUUCCGUGCCGGCGUCAUGGACUGGCACAUUCUGGCACCCAAGCUCGCGCCCCACAUCGUCGCCAGCGCCCACCCCGUUGAGGGCGAAGGCGGCAUCGGCAGCGUCAGGCAGUUCAACUUUACCUCAGCCAUGCCCUUUACCCUCAUGAAGGAGAGGCUCGAGUUCCUGGACGAGGAGAAGUGCGAGUGCAAGUCGACCCUCAUCGAGGGCGGUGGCAUCGGCACGGCCAUCGAGACUGCAAUGUCGCACAUCAAGGUGGAGCCGGCGGCCAAUGGAGGGAGCUUGGUGAAGGUGGACUCGACGUACAAGCUGCUGCCAGGCGUGGAGGUGAAUGACGAAAUCACCAAGGCCAAGGAAUCCGUCACCGCCAUCUUUAAGGCCGCUGAGGCCUACCUCAUCGCCAACCCCGAUGCCUACAACUGAAUCAGAUGAGAGGGAUCAUAUAUGAUUAUGAUGUCCCAAGUUUGAUUUUUGUGUGCUUUCUUCCGGAUCUAAUAAAGCUGCUACAAUCUCUAAGCUAUAGUAGUGACGCCGAGCGCGAGAGCACCGGGCAGAGUGUGGACGUGAGAAGUUUAGAAGUUAGUAUUUGUGACACGAAAGGGGCCUGUUGUUUGAUGAUGUUGGUGCUUGCUUAUGUGAAAUACCUAAACACUCUUAUUUUCUUAUAUAUUUGGAAUUGGAAAA